AUGGUCAAUAUUGUUCUGCUCGGGCUUCUCGCCUGCUCGAGCCUCACCCACGCCAUCCCUAUAUCGCAGGGCCCUGCCGAUGUCGCAAGCAUCCUCACUCGCCGCGCCGCAGUCGACGCCUGCCCCGGCUACACUGCCUCCAAUGUUGUCGAGAGCGAUUCAGGAUUGACCGCCGACCUUACUCUUUCCGGCGAUGCCUGUAACGCCUACAGUGACGAUAUCAAAGACUUGAAGUUGCUUGUGGAGUACCAGACUGACGACCGCCUGCACGUCAAGAUCUAUGAUGCCGACCAACAAGUCUACCAGGUCUCAGAAGAUGUGUUCCCCCGCCCCAAGCACGAGAAUGCGUCCGCUGGAAAGACCGCACUCCAAUUUGGUAUCAAGACGAGCCCAUUCUCAUUCGCUGUGAAGCGUCGGGAUAACGACGAGGUUCUGUUUGAUACCGGUACUGUUCCACUGGUCUUCGAGAAACAGUAUGUUCGCCUGCGUACUAAGCUUCCCGACAAUCCCAACAUCUACGGCCUUGGCGAGCACAGCGACUCGUUCCGCUUCGCCACAGACAACUACGAGCGCGUCUUGCUGAACGCGGAGUCACCCAACAUCCCUAGAAACGCCAACCUGUACGGAACGCAUCCCGUCUACUUUGACCACCGUGGUGACAAGGGUACGCAUGGCGUUUUCAUGCUUAACUCUAGCCCAAUGCAAGUUGAAAUCAAGAAGGCCGACGGCUAUCAAUAUCUUGAGUACAACACGAUCGGCGGCGUCAUCGAUUUGUACUUUAUGGCUGGCAGCAAGCCCGCCGAUGUCUCCAAGCAAUACGCUGACGUCGCCGGUUACUCUGCCAUGUACCCGUACUGGACCUUCGGUUUCCACCAGUGCAAGUAUGGAUACUGGGACGUCAACAUGGUCGCUGAGGUCGUUGGCAACUACUCGACUGCUGGAAUCCCUCUUGAGGUCAUGUGGACCGAUAUCGAUUACAUGUAUCUUCGUGAGGAUUUUACGACUGACCGGGAACGCUUCCCUCUCUCAAAGAUGCGCGAGCUUGUGCAGACGCUUCAUUCCCGUGAUCAGCGCUAUGUUUUGAUCCUCGAUCCUGGUGUCCAUGCCGUAGGCGGUCCAUACGUCACUUACCAGAAGGGUCACGACAUGGAUGUUUUCCUCAAGGCCGCGGACGGCUCCGAUCUACUUGGUGUCCAGUGGCCUGGUGAGGUUGCGUGGCCUGAUUGGUUUGCACCCAACACAGAGAAGUGGUGGACGGAAGAGAUCCAAGCGAACUUCAACCCAGAGAACGGUAUCGAUCUAGACGGUCUCUGGGUCGACAUGAACGAGGCCUCCAAUUUCUGCCAGGAUCCCACCACCUGCAACCCCCGACAGCAAGCGAUCGAUGAGAACAUCCCCCCGCAUCCAACCAACGCACCGCGACCCAACACUGGCCGUCCCAUCCCUGGUUUCCCGGCUUCUUUCCAGCCAGGAAGUACGCUCAAAGCCCGCGAUUCAGAUGUUGUUCCCGCGCGUGAUGCAGUUUCCGUUGAAGUUCGCGCCUCCAAGUCUGUAUCUCCCCGUCAGUCUACCAACGGUAACAUGAAGGGCUUCCCCGACCGUGAAUGGUUCAAACCCGCAUACCAUCUCAACAGCCACCUGGGCGAUGUGUCCCGCCAGACUAUCCCCAUGAACACUACAAACUAUGACGGUAGCUGGCAAUACGACACUCACAACCUCUACGGCUACAUGAUGGCGGCAACAACACGCGAAUCGAUGCUGGCCCGCCGUCCCGAGCUCCGUCCCUUCGUGCUGAGCCGCUCCACCUUCGCUGGAGCUGGUCGCAAGGUUGCCCACUGGUUCGGCGACAACUUCUCAGCCUGGGACGACUACCGGAUUUCCAUUCGUCAGAUGCUGUCCUUCGUCUCGAUGCAUCAAAUGCCCAUGGUCGGCUCUGACGUCUGUGGUUUCAACGGCAACGCGGACCAAUACAUGUGCGCUCGCUGGGCUAUGCUAGGAGCAUUCCAGCCUUUCUACCGCAACCACGCAGAGCUGAGCACCAUCCAACAGGAGUUCUACCAGUGGCCCAUCGUUGCUGAAGCUGCCAAGAAGGCUAUUGCCACUCGGUACAAGCUCCUCGAUUACAUCUACACUGGCCUUUACUACCAAACCAAGGAGGGCACACCCAUGAUCAACCCUCUGUUCUUCCUCUACCCAGCAGAUACGAACACAUUUGGUCUUGAUCAGCAGUGGUUCUACGGUGACGCGCUGUUGAUUUCGCCCGUCACAACAGAAAACUCCGACACCGUCACCUACUACAUGCCAGAGGACACCUUCUACGACUACUGGACCUACGCCAAGGUCGAAGGCCAGGGUCAGAAUGUCACCGUCAGCAACUUGACAUACAGUGACAUCCCCGUUCACAUCCGCGGUGGCUCCAUCGUCCCACAGCGUGUCAACAGCGCCAACACUACCAAGGCUCUGCGCAAGGAGGACUUCCUCAUCAUCGUUGCACCGGAUGCCGAUGGCAAGGCGACGGGACGUUUGUACCUCGAUGACGGCGAGAGCCUUGAGCAGCCUAGCAUCAGCGAAAUCUCCUUCUCGUUUGAUGGCGGCAAGUUCAGUGCCACAGGUUCAUUUGGCUAUUCUGGUGCCGGUGGCGACAGCGUCACCGUCGCCCAGGUCGUUGUGCUGGGCCAAGAACAGGCUGGUGCCACCGGCAACUUUGACGCUGGUAAGGGCACUGUCACGGUCGAUGGGCCAUGGGAGAUGGACAAGGAGUUUGGGUUUCAAUUAUGA
This is a messenger RNA of Alternaria atra, 2778 nucleotides long. RefSeq lists its product as uncharacterized. The coding region runs from base 1 to 2778 and encodes 925 amino acids. Lineage: Eukaryota; Fungi; Ascomycota; Dothideomycetes; Pleosporales; Pleosporaceae. The record is from RefSeq and is a predicted model, not a curated record. The transcript has 2 exons. Gene Ontology annotation, molecular function: carbohydrate binding; hydrolase activity, hydrolyzing O-glycosyl compounds. Gene Ontology annotation, biological process: carbohydrate metabolic process.